UGCGACAAUGACAGGUCGACAGAAGACUUUCGAGCUUGUACCAACGACUCUUGUCAAGCAAAAUGCAUCCAGACCUCCUAUGACCAGCAAAGCUGCCAAGAAAGCAUACCAGCAAGCGCAGAGAGGAACUAAGAUCUCGAAAGCUGAGCAGCGCAGAAGAGAUGCAGCAGAGCUCGAGAGGAUAAGGAAAGAGCACGAGAAGGAGAGGAAUGCAGCGAAGACGAAAGCUGCUAGGGACAAGAAAGCUACGAAGGCAUUGGCAGAGAGGGAAGCUCGGAAGAAACUGGGUCUGCCUGAGCCCAGCAGAUUUGUUCGUGCCAGUCAACCUACCAUAUCGAGGUUCGUGAGAGGCGACAGUAAUGAAAAGCGAUCCUGGCAGCAGAUGGAGGAUGUCGAGGAGGAAGAGGAGGAUGAGAUCUCGGACGAUGAUGACAAUGCUGGAUCUAUACCUAAGGACAAAUUACAACCUCCUGCAAAACGAGUUGCAGUUGACCACGAUUCAGAAGACGAGUUUGGCGAUUUCCCUACAUUGUCACAAUCGGCCCUUGAGAAGAUAGACAGUUCUGCUGCCUCAUUGAGAGAUGGAUUUUCAUUACCACCUUCCCCAGAGAAAAAGCAGAACUGGGACGAAUGUAAACCAUACAGCCUUGAUGCUUCUCAGGAGCCACCAUUCAAAAAGAAGACGGAAGACAGGCUUCUAUUCGAGAAGGAAAACCUUGCAGAACUGGUCACGACGAAACUGCUAUCAGAAGCAGCUGAAGCAGCGUCCAGAUCAUAUGCUUCGGAGCCAGCCGCCCUCGUCCAGUCAGCACCAAUUCUGGGACCUCUGAAGCCUGCAAACAACGAGCUUUCCCCUUCACCAUUGAAUUUAAAUCGAUGUAACACUGAGGGUCAGAAUUCUAAGAGAGUCACAGAGACUAGAAAUGCACCCCAAUCAAACAGCAGGCCCGCAUUACUGGAACGUUCAACCAACAUGCCUCCACCUCGACUUCUUCUCAAAAAGCCCUCCAUGUCCUUCGCAACUCCGCCUGUGAAGCCUCUGAUAUCUCGACAGAAUCUUAAUACGGUAACUUCUAGAUCAGCUCCCUACAUGCCACCUUCAUCAACUCAAGCUUUUCUGGAAAACCACUUAGACGAUUUCUUCCCAAGCCCGAGUCAACAGGUUCGAGAAUUGCUCGAAGACGUUGAUGACAUCCCGUCAAAUACCCAAAUCGCUCAGGAGCUGGGCCCACAGAAGCCAAUGAUAAAUAAUCGUUUCGAGGAUUUGAUCUGUACGCAGGAUCUUGUGCUGACUCCUCAGGAUCUUGAAGAGAUCAUCACCCCUAGUCGAGCACCACCACCAAAGACUGCGAGAGAACUGAAAGCAGGACAACCGAAGUUUCUUCUACCACCACGUCCGACAUCUCGAGACAAGCCUCGCUUCUUCCAAGAAAAGGAAGAAGAUCUCUGUCAAGCUGCACUCGACGCAAGUAAGAUUGCUACAUGUACAGGAUUAAAAGGACAAUACUCGGGUGAGGCGUUUGUGCCGCUUACCGCGCAAAAUGCGCCAAAUGCGCAGAACGCGCAGAACGCGCAGAUAGCGCAAAUAGCGCCUCCAGCGCAUCAAAACCCACGAGCACGUCGCUUUUUCGAAGAGAAGGAAGAGGAUAUCUUACAAGCAGCUUUACACGAGAGCAAGAUAUCUGCACCUAAGCAUGUCAAGUCCGCAUCAUCAAAGGGACCACCGAGCCUUCGGAAAGAGCAGUCGGCGACGGAUUACGGAGACUUCGAUGUUGGAGAUUUCUUUGAGGACGAAGAACAGAAGAUGCUAGAGAAAGCUAUCGGAGAGAGUAAGAAGCUGGCCGGUUUGGAGACACAGAAAGUGCUACUUAAGGAAACGCCACGGCCACAGCAAACCAAACGGACCUUGAAAAGAGUCAAGUCUACAGCUACGGAUUAUGGAGAUGAUGAGUUCAGUGGUUGCUCGCAAGAAUUGCUAGCAUUAUGUUGAGUUUCUUUGAGAUUUGUUAUGGUCCGACAUUAUUUGGGACAUCAUUGCAUUGCGUUGCAUUUCGUAUAUAGAACCUAGUCAUAGCAUGGUUUGGAGGAGUUGCAUAGGGAGGGAAAGAAAGCAUGGGACGGCGAGCAUUGGUUUGGUACUGUGGCAUUUGUUGCAUUGCGGGAUAGGUUGCAUAUUCAUUGGAUGGGAUUCCUAUUGGCGUUGGAGUACAUCUUUGUCGCAUGGUGAGGAAGAUACCCGUAGCAUUUCAUUGUCGAGUAACGGCAGUAGCAACAAAGCAAU
This is a messenger RNA of Mollisia scopiformis, 2281 nucleotides long. RefSeq lists its product as uncharacterized. The transcript has a single exon. Lineage: Eukaryota; Fungi; Ascomycota; Leotiomycetes; Helotiales; Mollisiaceae. The coding region runs from base 8 to 1990 and encodes 660 amino acids. The record is from RefSeq and is a predicted model, not a curated record.